This is a messenger RNA of Conger conger (European conger), 2268 nucleotides long. RefSeq names its product polymeric immunoglobulin receptor-like. Lineage: Eukaryota; Metazoa; Chordata; Actinopteri; Anguilliformes; Congridae. Bases 1 to 1599 code for a protein of 532 amino acids. The transcript has 12 exons. The record is from RefSeq and is a predicted model, not a curated record.
AUGACGGCUCUAUCUGCUGCAGAACGGACGACCAAGCUGUACAGGACAGAAGGAUGUUCCCCUUUACUGUCCCAGCCGUCUGAAAACCCUGCAGAUGAAAUCCUGUACAGCUCAGUCGUCCUGAAAGUUAAGGGUGAAACAUCAAUCACUGAUGACCCCACCCAUCAUGUUUUCACUGUUACCAUGAGAAAGCUUAAGAUGAUGGACUCUGGAUAUUACUGGUGUGCUGUAGAGAUCCAGGGCGCUGGAGAUAAGGGAACAUGUCUGUACCUGACGGUCACUGCGGACACUCCUGGACUCUGGGUUGAGCAGCAGGAGGUGGCCGGUGUGGAAGGUGGCCAUGUCAGUGUGCCAUGUCACUAUAGUAAAUCAAGAAGCAUGAAGAAGUGGUGCAGGAUAAAGGGCUCCUGUGUGGAAGUGAAUUCUGGUGAAUCUGGAAGAUCAGAGAUGAAAGAUGACCGCUCUAAAAAGGUCUUCACUGUGACGGUGAGGGAGCUGAACAUGGAGGACACAGGCUGGUAUUGGUGUGCUGCUGGAGAACAGAUCCCUGUUCGCCUCACUGUCACUCAGAAAACUACAAUGACCACAGUCACCACACAUCUCACAAUCAUCCUGAUGGCACAAGGGAUGCUGUUGCUGGUGGCAGCUGUUGCCACAGUUACCUGGAAGCUGUGUAAAGACACACCGUCUGAAAACCCUGCAGAUGAGGUCCUGUACAGCUCAGUCGUCCUGAAAAAUCUACAGCAUAUGGCUCUCACUCUGAUACUCUUCCUCUCCAUCCUCUUCCUCACUGUGCUGCCAGAUGCUGACGGUGUGUACACAAUGAGUAAAGUAGCUGUGCAGAGAGGAAGAUCUGUCACCAUCCCAUGUCCCUAUGAUAGAGAAUAUUACUAUCACGUGAAAUACUGGUGCCGUAGGUCAGACAAGAAUAGUUGUGCGACUGUAGUGCGCACUGACUCUCCAACAGUUAAAGGUGAAACAUCAAUCACUGAUGACCCCACCCAUCAUGUCUUCACUGUUACCAUGAGAAAGCUUCAGAUGAUGGACUCUGGAUAUUACUGGUGUGCUGUAGAGAUCCAGCGCGCUGGAGAUAAGAGAGCAUAUCUGCACCUGUCAGUCACUGCAGACAUUCCUGGACUCUGGGUUGAGCAGCAGGAGGUGGCCGGUGUGGAAGGGGGCCAUGUCAGUGUGCCGUGUCACUAUAAUGAACCGAGCAGCAUGAAGAAGUGGUGCAGGAUAGAGGGCUCCUGUGUGGAAGUGAAUUCUGGUGAAUCUAUUAAAUAUGGAAGAUCAGAGAUGAAAGAUGACCGCUCUAAAAAGGUCUUCACUGUGACGGUGAGGGAGCUGAACAUGGAGGACACAGGCUGGUAUUGGUGUGCUGCUGGAGAACUACAGGUCCCUGUUCACCUCACGACAACCACAGUCACCACCCGGACUCUGUGGGUGCUACGUCACACCGGGCUUGUUUUGGUGUUCCUAAUAUGCACCGCCGUCGCCUUUUGGAAGAUCUGGCAAAACCGCAGAGUGAUGCAAUCAAGAGAGAAUAGAAGACACAGGACUUUACGCAACCAAAAUAAUGCCGAUGUCGUGUCUCUCUGAUGUCGUCACACGGGCAUCAGAAUCGUCCCAGCCCUAACGUCUUUUCCCAACGAUCAUUUUCAAGGACAGAAAAAAGUAAUUCUCUGGAUGUGAAAUGGUCUUAGUUUUGGAGGUAGUUAGCUAAAGAGUAUUAUGUUACUAGUCUAUGACAUUGUAUAUUUCUACGAUAAGUUUAACUGUUGCUCUGAUAAUAUACGAUUUUUUGGUGGUAAAAGAAAAUAAUAUUUUAAAUGUCCACGAUUUUGCACGUGGUUAGCUGGUUUGUAGGGACAUAGCUGGAUACUGUUAUGAGCUGAGAGCCAACGGUGGAAAAUAAGCUUUUGACCAUGGCGAUUCUCUUGGUGCAAUCGCUGCAUUUCGAAUGUUUGUAAGGUGGGGACGCCUGCAUCUACAACCUGCACAGAAUGGCUCCAAACACAGGAGGAAAAUGUAUUGUGAACAGAGGGUACUAACCAUAGAAAAUGAUCCUGUUCUGUUUGCUUAUUAGCACCUGUGAAACUUUUAGCAUGGGUAAAAACAUGCCCAGUCAAUUACUGGGAUUUUAAAGCAAUUCAGAAAUAUAAUUUAUACAAUAAUGCUCUAUAUUAUCUUCAUCUUAAUUUCAAACAAUAUGGUUAAUUGUUAUCAUUUGCCUUUGCUUUGUGUGAAAAAUACAAGGUCCUCUCAAAA